Messenger RNA from Gossypium raimondii (Peruvian cotton), 2266 nucleotides. RefSeq names its product probable apyrase 7. Gene Ontology annotation, cellular component: membrane. NCBI's taxonomy places the organism in Eukaryota, Viridiplantae, Streptophyta, Magnoliopsida, Malvales, Malvaceae. The record is from RefSeq and is a predicted model, not a curated record. The transcript is spliced from 3 exons. The coding region runs from base 430 to 2103 and encodes 557 amino acids. Gene Ontology annotation, biological process: nucleoside diphosphate catabolic process. Gene Ontology annotation, molecular function: nucleoside diphosphate phosphatase activity.
UCCGGCCCAAGCGGGAAUAACACCUCUACUGAAUACUGAUAGUUACGAUAAUAAUCAGAUGAAUCAAUUAGUUGUCUUCGCUGACCUCUGGAUCUCUGAAUCCAUGUCCUUAUACAGACAACUACUAUAAGAAAUGGAGUAAUGGAUCGGGUUCUUUCGAAAGUCAGUUUAUAAUUAAGACAAUUUAUACUAAAACAAACAAGCAUAGAAGAUGUGGUUGGUCUUUUUCAAAUGAAGGGAAAUAAUGUACAAUCGAGGGAUUUGAUAGUGAACAUUGAUUAUGAACUAGGUAAGUAAGCGGCGGCCGUGUAUUUCCAGUUAUUUUGCAAAUUUUAGAAGCUUAUUUGCGUUAAUAUUAUGAUCAGUGAGUUGAAAUGGUUGUUAGAAUAGAAUCUAGAAUCUGGAAAUUGUUGAUGGUGAUAGUUCAGGAUGGAACCCAAAUCAACUUCCAAAGUUAAGUUGUCUGCUAAGGAAUUCAAUCCAUGGAAACGAGUCUUCAAUGUUUUCUCUUUUGGAUUUCUCAUUCUGUUAUCGUCUAUUGGUGUUUAUUUAGCAUUUAAUUUUGUCAAGGCUCGAAAUAUAUUAGAGAGUUCAUAUUAUACUGUUGUAGUGGACUGUGGAAGCACUGGAACACGAGUGAACGUUUUCGAGUGGGAAAAAGGGGGUUUAAUCAGUGACAAUCUGCCGUCUUUGUUGCAUUCUUAUCCAGAUGAUUUGACCAAGGGUCCACUUGCAAAACAAUCUUGCCACUAUCAUUGCAUGCAGACCGAGCCUGGUUUACACAAAUUUGUUGGUAAUGGUUCAGGAGUGAGGGCGUCUUUAGAACCGUUGAUUGCAUGGGCAGAACAAAGGGUACCUCAUGAAAGACAUGGACAUACUCCCGUUAUUAUUUUAGCUACUGCUGGAUUGAGAAGAUUGGUAGCCAGGGAUGCUAAGCAGGUACUGGAUGAUAUAGAGAUUGUUAUAAGGGAACAUUCUUUUGUGUAUACUAAGAACUCAAUAAGGGUUCUGACAGGGAAAGAAGAGGCCUACUAUGGUUGGGUUGCUCUGAACUAUAAAAUGGGUAGCCUUGGAAAUUCCUCCAAAGCAUCUACCUUUGGACUUCUCGAUCUAGGAGGUUCAUCGUUGCAGGUUGUGGUGGAAGUAUCUGACAAGAAUGACAAUGGAAAUGUCAUGACAUCAAAUAUUGGUUCAACUAAUCAUAAGAUUUUAGCAUUCUCAUUACCAGCAUUUGGUUUGAAUGAGGCAUUUGAUCGGACAGUCAUCAUGCUCAGUCAAAAUCAAACAUAUGGGCGAAAUGCCUCUAACAGAUUUGAACUCAGGCACCCUUGUCUCAGUUCUAAUUUUGUGCAAAAUUACACUUGCCCUGGUUGUGCUAUGCUGAACAUAAGUGAUGGUAUGGAAAAUUCUGAAACUCAGAUGCAUAGAACUCAGUUUUCUUCGACAUAUUUGAUUGGAGACCUAAAUUGGGAGCAAUGCAAGGAGCUUGUGAGGGCAGCUGCAAUGAACUAUAGUGGUUCAGAUUGGUCACAACAAUUUGUUGAUAGAAACUGUGAAGCAAAUUCAUCUCCUAAUGGUGGUAACGAUAUGCUAAAAUUGACAUCUAUUGUCCAUCAUAGUGGACGCUUUCAUGCAUUAUCUGGGUUUUUUGUUGUUUACGACAUGUUAAACUUGAGUCCAAGGGCCAGUGUGACAGAGAUUUGGAAGAAGGGUGAGCAGUUAUGUUCAUCAUCAUUGACCGAGUGGAACAUUGAUUUCCAAAGACAAAAGUAUGCUGGAUAUUAUUGUUUUCGGGUGUCUUAUGUGGCAUCAGUUAUUGAAGAUGCUCUAUGCCUUGGCAAUGCAGAGAUUGUAUUUGGCCCAGGCGACCUUUCAUGGACAUUAGGUGCUGCACUAGUCUAUCAGCUAGAUACUAGGGAAGCUUUUGCAAGCAUUUCAACUAUAAGAAACUUAAAGAUGUCAUCUACAGUUUUCCUUUUAGUUCUGCUACUCUCCCUUUUCCUUGUUGUGCAUUGCACCCAAAUAAAGCUUCCCAUGCUGGGCAGGAAGGUUUCCAAUGUCGGGGUACCUUUGCCAUCUUACUAUCUUCAUGCAAAACGGUGAUCACAUUGAUACUGAACACAGCAAUUGAGUAAUUGGUAUAGUUAGCCUGAUCGUAGUAGGAAGAUUCUUUGGAAAAAAAAAAACGCUGUAUAAGUUGGAAAAGAAUCUGACAUUUUGUUUACAUAGGUUUGGAUUCUAUAAAUGCUUAUAUUGUUUAAGAUUA